AUUAUCUAAAUAUGCCAAAUUACCAUAAUAUUUAAAACUGAAAACAACUUACCUAAAGAAGAUUUUCAAUUUCCAUUAUAUCCUCAAGAACUUACACAUGUAUCCAAGCAAAAUCUGCUGCCUAAGAAUGAAGAUCAGUUGUAGUGUUCUUCUAGUUUUGCUAGUUGUGGCUUCAGUUGAAGCAAAUGCACCAAGAUAUGAUCCCUCAAAUGAUGACUAUGAUUAUGACAAGUGCGAAGCAAUUUUUGAGAAUUUUGAUUGUGUAGAUUCAUCAAAUGAAUGUGAAAAACAUUGUAUAGAUUCAUGUUACAAAGUUGUAGGUGACAUUUAUAGUUAUUGUGAUUUUGAAAAAAAUUGUCAUUGUCAUCCUAUGAGAGGUGCUCCUUGUCCUCCUCUACCCAAUUGCCCCUGAGUCACCAAAAAGAAUGCUACAUCUACAUUUCAUGGAAUAAACUAUUGAAGAGAAUCAAUUAAUUAUUGAAGAGAAUUACCUUUUUUUUUUAUUCUUUUCUUGAACUCUUUCACUAUAUAUCUCAAUAAGAGAACAUCACGAGAUGUUGUUUUCA
Molecule: messenger RNA, 566 nt
Organism: Lycium ferocissimum
Lineage: Eukaryota; Viridiplantae; Streptophyta; Magnoliopsida; Solanales; Solanaceae
Exons: 2
Coding region: 98-412 (104 amino acids)
Source: RefSeq, a predicted model, not a curated record